UAGAUAGUAUUCUUCUUCUCCUUCUAUCCCUCCUAACUACCACCAGACCAGAUACCCCUCCAUACAGAAUCUCCAAAUUGGUGGAAGAGAGAGAGAGAGAGAAGAAGAAGAAGAAGAAGAAUAGAAACAAAACUUCGAGCAGGCCGUGGCAGAGGAGGAGGAGGAGGAGGAGGAGGAGAAGCUCUCCCAACUUGGCGCUCGUCCCCUCCAUUAAUGGCGCCAUCUCCUCGAGACGAAGACGACGACCAAACGCACCACCAAAUCACCACCCCGCUCCUCCAUUCCGAUCCCGCCGCUCCCUCUUCCUCCUUCUCGACUCCUCCAUGGCCGCCUGCUGAUGGUGCGGAGGAGGAGAAGGAGAAGGAGAAGGAGGAAGAAGAGAACUCUCCGAUCGAGCAGGUGGCGCUGACGGUGCCGAUGUGGGUGCUGGGGACGGCGUCGUGCGCGGUGCUGUCGUUCCUGAACCAGUUCUUCUGGUACCGCAAGGAGCCGCUGUCGAUCACGUCGGUGUCGGCGCAGAUCGCGGUGGUGCCACUGGGCCACCUGAUGGCGUCGGCGCUCCCCCGGCGCGCCUUCUUCCGGGGCACGCCCUGGGAGUUCUGCCUCAACCCGGGGCCCUUCAACGUCAAGGAGCACGUCCUCAUCACCAUCUUCGCCAACUCCGGCGCCGGCACCGUCUACGCCAUCCACGUCAUCACCGCCGUCAGGGUCUUCUACCGCCAGCACAUCUCCUUCUUCGUCUCCCUCCUCGUCGUCCUCACCACCCAGGUUUUAGGGUUUGGGUGGGCGGGGAUUUUCCGGCGGUAUCUGGUCGAGCCGGCGGCGAUGUGGUGGCCGUACAAUCUGGUCCAGGUAUCCCUGUUCAGGGCACUCCAUGAGAAAGAAGAGCGGCCAAAAGGCAGCCUGACUCGCAACCAGUUCUUCAUGGUGGCCUUCAUCUGCAGCUUCGCCUACUACGUGUUCCCUGGCUACUUAUUCCAGAUGCUCACCUCCCUCUCUUGGAUCUGUUGGAUCUUUCCCCAGUCCGUCCUAGCCCAACAACUUGGCUCGGGGCUACGCGGGCUCGGGAUUGGCGCGAUCGGACUCGACUGGUCCACCAUCUCCUCCUACCUAGGCAGCCCACUCGCCAGCCCAUGGUUUGCCACUGCUAAUAUAGCAGUCGGGUUCGUAUUCAUAAUGUACGUCAUUACCCCCAUUGCAUACUGGCUCAACGUUUACAAAGCGAAGACUUUUCCCAUCUUCUCCGACGGUCUUUUUACUUCCGCCGGACAGAAGUACAAUAUCUCAAGCAUUAUAGACUCCGAUUUCCACCUGGAUGUAAAGGCUUACGAGAAGAACGGACCUCUCUAUUUGAGCACCUUCUUUGCGAUGACUUAUGGUGUCGGGUUCGCCUCGCUAACGGCAACUAUUAGCCAUGUCCUCCUCUUCCACGGAAGAGAAAUAUGGCAACUGAGCAAGUCGGCAUUUCAAGAAAAGAAGAUGGAUGUGCAUACAAGGCUCAUGAGCAGAUAUAAGCAGGUUCCAGAGUGGUGGUUCAUAUGUAUCCUUAUAGUCAACAUAGCAGUCACCAUCUUCGCGUGCGAGUACUAUGUCGACCAACUACAGUUGCCAUGGUGGGGCGUAUUGCUUGCCUGUGCACUAGCCAUUUUCUUUACUCUCCCCAUUGGAAUCAUCACAGCAACCACCAACCAGACUCCUGGCUUAAACAUCAUCACGGAAUACAUUAUGGGUUAUCUGUACCCAGGACGCCCUGUUGCAAACAUGUGCUUCAAAGUAUAUGGGUACAUUAGCAUGCAACAGGCAUUGACAUUUUUGCAAGACUUCAAGCUGGGGCACUACAUGAAGAUCCCACCAAGAACUAUGUUCAUGGCUCAGGUGGUGGGAACCCUGAUUGCAGCAUUUGUGUACCUUGGAACAGCUUGGUGGCUCAUGGAGACAAUCCCCAACAUCUGCAACACCGAGCUCCUCCAAUCUGACAGCCCAUGGACAUGCCCUGGCGACCAUGUGUUCUACGAUGCCUCGGUCAUAUGGGGCCUCAUAAGCCCCCGCAGGAUCUUUGGCGACCUAGGCAGCUACUCAGCCGUCAACUGGUUCUUCCUUGCAGGGGCCAUCGCCCCUCUCCUUGUCUGGUUCGCCCACAAAGCCUUCCCUGGUCAGGAGUGGAUACAAUUGAUCAACAUGCCCGUGAUGAUUGGUGCUACAGGCCAGAUGCCCCCAGCUACCGCUGUCAACUAUACUACCUGGAUAUUAGUGGGCUUCCUUUCAGGCUAUGUUGUUUAUAAAUACCGGCGAGAUUGGUGGCAACGACAUAAUUAUGUACUUUCUGGCGCUUUAGAUGCGGGGUUGGCGUUCAUGGCAGUGUUGCUUUAUCUUUGCUUGGGUUUGGAGAAUAUUAGUCUCAAAUGGUGGGGCAAUGACUUGGAUGGGUGUCCUCUGGCUUCUUGCCCCACCGAAAAGGGCAUUGUUGUAGAGGGAUGUCCCCUUUCGUGGUGAUGCUGAACUGCCAUGCGCCUGAAGAGUACUAGCAGAAUAGAGUAAUCAUUUGUUUGUAGAAAUGCAGAACAGAAUGAAAGUAUGUUAGCAAUUGUUUGAAAUUUCUUAAGAAACGGGAAAUCUAUAUUUGGUUUUCUACCUGGUUUUAAAA
This is a messenger RNA of Ananas comosus (pineapple), 2644 nucleotides long. Its product is annotated as oligopeptide transporter 7-like. The transcript is spliced from 7 exons. Gene Ontology annotation, molecular function: oligopeptide transmembrane transporter activity. NCBI's taxonomy places the organism in Eukaryota, Viridiplantae, Streptophyta, Magnoliopsida, Poales, Bromeliaceae. The record is from RefSeq and is a predicted model, not a curated record. The coding region runs from base 214 to 2493 and encodes 759 amino acids. Gene Ontology annotation, biological process: transmembrane transport.